CCCGAAACCUAACUCCCAAUUGGCCCAAAAAUGGCACUCAGUUUCUAUCCCGCCACGAGUACCAUUUCAACACCUCCUCUUCGUCUCCUCUCUCAUCAAAAUCAUCUUCCUUUAACGAUUCAUCUCCACCGUUCAUCUCCAAAUCCCCACCGAUUUCCCUGCCGGUGCCUCGCCGCUAGUCCCGGCGGCCCUCCGCCGCCUCAACCUGACCCACCCACCGGCGACGACCCAACUCCAUCCGAAGGUCCUACAGCAACUUUGUCUAGGUUACAAGACACCUUGCAGAUCUUCUUUGCUGUUCUUUUUUGGAUGUCCCUCUUCUUCUGGGCUUCAGCAUGGGAUGGAAAAAAUAAUGGUAGACCAGGCAAGGGUUCUCGAUUUAGAAGAUAACUAGGUUGCAACUUGCAAGACGCCAUGCAGAUCUUCUUUGCUGUUCUUUUCUGGAUGUCACUCUGUUCUUCCGAGCUUCUGCAUGGGAUGGAAGGUAUAUAGUGGUAGACCAGGUAAGGGUGCUCAAUUUGGAAGAUAACUAUGUAAACACUUAGUAAUAGAAUUAAAGGGUGCAGUAUUAGAAUAUAUGCAUGUAGAAAAAUUGAUAUAGUUCGGAUAAUUGUUAGAUGUAUACUUGCCUUCAUUAAUUCAUUGUUAUAUCACUUAUUUCUAGAUCUCUUUUGUACUGUAUAUCUUUGUAUUCAAUACAUUGUUGAUAUGUUA
Molecule: messenger RNA, 714 nt
Organism: Camellia sinensis
Lineage: Eukaryota; Viridiplantae; Streptophyta; Magnoliopsida; Ericales; Theaceae
Source: RefSeq, a predicted model, not a curated record